AUGCCCACCGGCGGCAGCUCGCUCUCUCGACGACGGCAAUCUUCCGUCCACACUCUUUCAUCACCGUCACAAACAUCAUCUGCAUCUCGGCCGACCCGUAACGUUCCUUAUACGAAGCUGUCGCCGCGCACGCAUCGAAAGACGAUGAUUUCUCCUCGCAGCAGCAACUACGAACGACUCGAGGGCGGAUGGAAAGGCCCCGAUCUCUCAGAGGUCGAUUAUGACCCCCUUCCGCCUCCAGUAAACCCAGAGUCCGACCAUCAUACUGUGCAUGUUGAGGCACCUUCUCGCACUCAGCCCUCGCCUUCACGUCCUACGUCUUACGAUUCUGAUCCAGACCCUCUCAAAACGGUCUACUGUACCAAGCCAUACACACCGUCCAGCCCCCUUGUUCAAUAUGCUCUCAUGAUUGACGCAGGCUCGACAGGCUCCCGUAUCCACGUGUACAAAUUCCAUAAUUGCGGCCCAUCACCAGCGUACGAAUAUGAGGUCUUCAAGCAAACCCAACCGGGUCUGUCCUCGUAUGCUGGUGCCCCACAGGACGCUGCUGCAAGUCUCGACACCCUCCUCGACGUCGCUGUAUCUACUGUCCCAGAAUCCCUGAGGAAGUGCACACCCGUCGCAGUCAAGGCGACCGCUGGCCUGCGUCUACUCGGCCCUGAGCAGAGCGGUGAGAUCUUGGCUGCAGUUCGGCAGCGCCUGCGUACGACCUAUCCGUUCCCCAUCGCCGACGACAACAGCGUUAUGAUCAUGGACGGCAAAGACGAGGGUGUCUACGCCUGGAUCACGGUCAACUAUUUGAUGAACACGAUCCGCGCUGACUCUCCCAAGGGCUCUACGCCGUAUGCCGUCCUGGACCUCGGCGGCGCAUCCACGCAGAUCGUCUUCGAGCCCUCCUUCGAUAAAACGAAAUCCGACUCGUCCCUACAGGAAGGCGACCACAAGUACGAGCUCAAGUUUGGCGGACGCACCCAUGUGUUGUACCAGCACUCGUACCUCGGAUAUGGGCUCAUGCGCGCGCGGAAGAGCGUGCAUCGUCUCGUUGAGUUCAUGGAUUCCAUCAGGGCAAACGGCGCGGGCAAGGAGAUUGGUAACCCAUGCUUGGGCCGUGGAACGAGCCGGGUGAUAGAGCUAGAGGACAGCGAUGGGAAGGCCAAGAAUGUGACUAUGGUAGGUGAGGAGGUAGGCGGGUUCGAGGCGUGCAACCGCGUCAUGCAACUUGUCAUGGCCAAAGACGCCAUAUGCGAAGUAAAACCCUGCUCGUUCGACGGCGUUUACCAGCCAUCCAUCCUCGACACCUUCCCCUCUGGCAAAAUCCUGCUCCUCUCCUACUUCUACGAUCGGCUCAACCCCCUCCGCCCCUCGACCAAUCCGCCUCGCCUCACGAUCUCCUCCCUCGCCGAGCUCGCAACGGACGUCUGCAAGGGUCGCCCGGCAUGGGAGAAGCGGUGGGGCGGGGACGCCGAAGCCAUGAAGGAGCUCGCCGGGCGUCCCGAGUACUGCUUGGAUCUCACGUUCAUGCACGCGCUGCUGCGUCUCGGGUACGAGUUCACGGACGAGCGGGAGGUGCAGAUCGGGAAGCAACUGGAGGGGACGGAGUUGGGCUGGGCUUUGGGUGCUGCAAUUGCGAUGGUCGGAGGAGAGUUGAAGUGUAAGGUGUAGAUGCCAUGUAUGAGGGGUCAUGCGAUGCGGCUUAUGAGACUGUGGUCUUAUUAUAGUGUAGAUGAGUAUUACUAUCAUAAUUUAUGGAUUUUUUUUGCUCUGA
Molecule: messenger RNA, 1765 nt
Organism: Heterobasidion irregulare TC 32-1
Lineage: Eukaryota; Fungi; Basidiomycota; Agaricomycetes; Russulales; Bondarzewiaceae
Exons: 3
Coding region: 1-1662 (553 amino acids)
Biological process (GO): protein N-linked glycosylation; nucleoside diphosphate catabolic process
Cellular component (GO): membrane; Golgi apparatus
Molecular function (GO): UDP phosphatase activity; GDP phosphatase activity
Source: RefSeq, a predicted model, not a curated record